GCCACCGCCACCGCACUCACCUCCUUCCGGUGCUGCUGCAGCUGCUGCUGGUGCGGGUGCUGCUGCUGGUGCGGGUGCGGGUGCGGCUGCUGACAUGUCGCCGGUGAUGCGGCUGUGCGAGCUGCUUUGGGACCUGGGCGGCCCGGGGGGCGCCAUGAAGGCGCGAGACGCAGACACCGACGAGGAGCCCCCCUCCUGCCGUCUCGCCACUCCUCAUGCUGAGGCUCAAUCGCACCACUCCGACAAACGGCUGCAACCACCGCCCUUCACCGCCACCACCGCCUCCACGUCCCGUCCCUCCCCUCUCCGCCCGGCUCCCCUCAUCCACUCCAUCUGGCUCAACUUCCAGCCCGACCCGACCAGCAACGCGGUGCUGGGGCCGCACUGGCGGCAUGUGGCGGGGCCGGCUGCUGCGUGGCAGGAGUUCGGCGGUGUGGCUGCGUGCGUGGGCCCGGGUUCCUUCGUGCAGGCCAACUACGGGGCCAUGCAGCUGGUGCUUCGGGAGAUAGCGGACAUGGUCCCCGAGGGCAGCCGCGUGACGGAGCUGCAUGCAGGCAUCGGCGUCAUCGGGCUGUCGCUGGCGGCGCGGCGGCGGCUGGCGGCGCUGCGCUGCGUGGAGGUGAACCCGGCUGCCGCGGCGCCCUUCCGCGCCUCGCUAGCAGCCCUGCAGCAGCGGCUGCCGGGACCGCGGGAGCAGCGGGC
Molecule: messenger RNA, 702 nt
Organism: Astrephomene gubernaculifera
Lineage: Eukaryota; Viridiplantae; Chlorophyta; Chlorophyceae; Chlamydomonadales; Astrephomenaceae
Source: the annotation of a GenBank genome assembly